This is a messenger RNA of Acanthosepion pharaonis, 1005 nucleotides long. The record is from the annotation of a GenBank genome assembly. NCBI's taxonomy places the organism in Eukaryota, Metazoa, Mollusca, Cephalopoda, Sepiida, Sepiidae.
AUGGUGCAGAGGGAGAGAGUGGAGAUGAGACGACAAUUUGUACAUUUUUUCUCUCUUCUCACGCACUUUCUCAGUCCCGAACACAAUACCUCCCCCUCGAUUACUUCUUACUCAAUCACUUACUUAUUCCCGAACACUUCACCUUCUCCUCAAUCACUUCCUCAGUUCCGUAGUCAUUCAUUUUUUCGCAAUCACUUCCUGAAAUUGCCGAACACAUCUUUUCCUUCUCAAUCAUUUCCUCAGAAUCAUACUCUUUUCUUUCUCAAUCCCUUCCUCAGUUCCGAACACAUCACUUCUCCUCAAUCCCUUCUUCAGUUCCGAAUACAUCACUUCUCCUCAAUCCCUUCCUCAAUUCCGAACACAUCACUUCUCCUCAAUCCCUUCCUCAGUUCCGUAAUCGUUCCUUUCUUAGCAUCUUUCCUUUCUUCAGAAUCACUUCCUCAUUCCCAAACACAUCUUAUCCUUCUCAAACAGUUCCUUAGGAUCGUACUCUUUUCUUUCUCAAUCAAUUCUUCAAUUCCGAACAGUUCAAUUUCUAUUCAGUCACUUUCUCACUUCCGUAGUCUUUCUUUUCUUCGCAAUCACUUCCUCAUUCUCGAACAUCUCUUUUCCUCCUCAAUCACUUCCUUACUCUUGUACUCUUUUCUUUCUCUAUCACUUCCUCAGUUCAGAACAGUUCACUUCCUCCUCAAUCACAUCCUCAGUUCAGUAGUCUUUCCUUUCUUCACAAUCAUUUCCUCAUUCCCGAACACUUCACUUCCUAUUCAAUCACUUCCUAAUUCCGUACUCUCUUCCCUCUUCUCAAUCACUUCCACUGUUCCGAACACUUUACUUAUUCUUCAAACACUUCCUCAGUUCAUUAGUCUUUCCUUUCUAAUCAAUCCCUUUUCUCACUUCCCAACAUAUCUUACCUUCUGUAUCACUUCUUUAGUUGCGUACUUUUCUCUCUUCUCAAUCACUUCUGAACAAUUUACUUCCUCUUCAAUCACUUCCUCAGUUCCGUAG